AUGGAGAAACUCGGGCGGUUCAACCGCGACAUUCCCGAUUUGGUGCUAUCGAAGUUUCGAAUUAGGGAUUUGAUGCAGAUGAAAUGUGUCUCCAAGCUUUGGCGCGACCUCAUCUCCGACCUCAUCUCCAACCGUUCCUUCGCACUGAAUCAUUCGCAGAAGCAGUUGCUAUCCGGAUUCUUCUUCCGGCAGAAAUCUCUACUGUACGAUUUCCCACACCCAAGUUACGUUUCGGCUGGAAGGGAAGACGAAGUAGCUCCAACGCUUCUUAGAAACCCUCUCGAUUUCCUCCCACCGAAUUCCGUGUUGGUCUCUUCCUGCAAUGGUUUGGUUUGUUGCAGGAGUUACUCCUUUUGGGAUAUCUUGACUAUCCAUGUAGGCAACCCGUUAACCAGAGAAUGGGUUGAGUUCAAUUGGUAUCGCAUCAAUGGGAGAGCGGAUGCCAUCAUGCUGAGUUUCGAUCCUGCUCGUGAUAUCACCGAUGAUUCGACGGACUUCAAGGUGUUGAUGGUAUGGGAAUCACCAGAAGAACAGUACCCAUCGUUUCAUCUGUACUCCUCGAAAACGAAACGUUGGAAGUUCUUAUAUUCAGAUGAAACGUACAUUCUGUCCGAGUACUACGACUUGUAUCAUACCGAAUGUGUGUGUGUGAAAGGGGCGAUGUAUUGGUGCACACAUUACAGUGGAAUGCUCGCUUUCGAUGCAGAAAACGAGUUAGCUUAUACAGUCUCCACGCCUGUUCAAGCUUACGAAUUCGGUCGUGGGGAGCCUGUUGCCUGCAUUGGGGAAUCUGAUGGGGAGUUGCAGUUUGUAAUGCUGUCGAAAGAAGGACUCCGUAUGUGGGUACUAGAGGAUCUCCACGGAGAGAAAUGGUCGUCGCUGAGGUACGAAAGGUCCUUGGCUGAUAUCAAGUAUGAGCAUGCUGAGUUUUCUCUCGAUCUGCAAGAAGCGAUGCGGCUGCAUCAGCUCAAGGAGCUAAAGGUGGAUGCUUUGGCGUUGAAAGAUGGGGUUCUCGUAUUGAGGGUGGCUGACAAUGUUUUCUUGUACGAUAUGGGGACUGAUCGUAUCAACCGAAUUGCUCAUGUGACAGAGUUGGGUAAUGGGAGAAUGUUUGAUCCUAAGGUGCCUCCAUAUAUGGAGGUACCAAAGGUGAUUCCAUACUCCAUGAGUUUGGUUCCUCUGAAUCGACCAUGA
Messenger RNA from Linum trigynum, 1194 nucleotides. The record is from the annotation of a GenBank genome assembly. NCBI's taxonomy places the organism in Eukaryota, Viridiplantae, Streptophyta, Magnoliopsida, Malpighiales, Linaceae.